AUGGCGGCUAUGAUGAGAGGAUGUCGAGUGUUAGAAAGAGCUCCAUUUUUGGUGAGUUUCUCCCUGUUUCGACAGUUAGGAUGACAAUCUUUGUGAAACUUAUUUCUCACAAUUUUGAAGAGCAAUGUUUAAAGCUUAAACUAUACUGUUCUCACUGCAGGCGCGAACGCUCAGUAUUUCGUCAGCUCGUUGUGCUGACCUCCCUGCCAAGGUUGGUACUUGCCAGUUUUGUCGUUUUGUUAGCUUGUUUGUUACCUCUUAAUUUAGAUGGUACGGACAAGACUUAUGAUGCCUACUUUUAUAGAAUAUCUGACCGCUUAUGCAAACCACAAUUUGUGAGUAUUUACUGGCCGCUACCUUGACGGACGAUGACUUUCAUUGCUAAGUUUCUCUUUGGGGACAAUAUCAAAAACGGUGUCCGUUUCUUUCGCUUCAAUUCUUUCCCCUGUAUCGUGAAGUUGAUUCGUUGUGAAUCAUAUUUCGUUUCACUGCAUCAACUACUCUAAUAAGGUUUAAGUCGCUUUAAAAACUUAUUUACAUAGUGUCGAUUCUUCGCUCAACCAACUGUACAUGUACUCGAAUUCAAGCUUCUUCGCCCCGAUCAGCCAAGUUGUACGUUGUACAAUGUAUUUCUUUUCCAGAAUAAUGAAUUAUAGUUGUUUAUUGUUUAGUGGUUUACUAGAAGGGAAGCCUUAUUUCACCUGUCAAUACUAGGGAUUAAAUAUUAGGUAGAUAUUAUCAUUGUUUUUUAUUGUAGCCUCCCAUACAAGUGUUUGGUAUAGAGGGAAGGUAUGCCCAUGCCAUGUACUCUGCAGCAGCCAAGCAAAAUACUUUGGAGAAGGUUGAGAGUGAAUUGAGCAAAGUAGAUGAGCUUAUUAGAUCAAAUGAAAAGCUUGCUGAGUAUCUUGCAAACCCUACUCUGGACAAGUAUAAGAAACAAUGUAAGUGUCUCAUAUUAGACAUCUUUUUUAGCUAUUUUGCUUAAGUGUUUGCAUUGUAGCUCACACCUAAAUGAGGCCUAAUGAGAGGUCAAUUAUUUUACAGAAAUGCGCUAUUUGUCCACUCAGAUUCUUAACUAGUAGAGCAAUUCUUAGUUAUCACUUGGGUCAUAUUAUACGAAACUAAAUCAGUGAUUGGCAUUUAUCAUAUUUCUAUGGUUCACCAUCUUAAAUUAUUGUUACCAAAGUGCAUUGAAUGUUGCUGCUUUAUCGCUUCCAGGGCCAAGAAAAAAAUAUACACUGUAUGAAUUCCAAAAUUGAAAACAUUCAAUAGGUGGGUUCCACUGAGUUUUAACGGAAUCAAAAAAUUGCUACAGGUAGUUUCCCAUGAUCUCUGGGCACAGAAAUGAAAAAUUGUUUUCCAUGGGAAUUGAAAUCCUAGGGCUUGCUCUAAUAUAUUUUAAAAGCUGCAAGAGUCCAAUCCAGAUACUGGGUUUUUCUUGGUGUUGCGGAAAACGAAACUAUUGUUGGUUCUAAAAAGCUAUCAUGUUGCACUGCAGGUAUUGUUCCUUGUCUUUUGAAUCUUUUGUAUUUUCCAUUUGGUGAUUGCACUCAUCAACAACACCAAGCUGCCAGAAAACAGCUCAACUAACAUCAAAAGGCCUUUUUGACCCAGCAUCCACAGUCCAAUGGGUUAAUAUUUGCUACUUUGGUUAAAAUAAAUAUCAAGUGGUCUGUUAGAGUCUGUUAGUCAUCAAGUGGUCUGGGGAGCAAGGAAUGGUGCAGUGGCGAGAGCGCUCACCUCCCACCAAUGUGGUCCGGAUUCAAAUCCUGGCGUCAACACCAUUAUGUGGGUUGAGUUUGCUGUUGGUUCUCUGCCUUGCUCCAAGAGGUUUUUCUUCGGGUACUCCGGUUUUCCCCUCUCCACAAAAACCAACACUUCCAAAUUCCAUUUCGACCAGGAAUCAGGUAGACGAAGAACCAUUUUGUGGAUGUGCUACCUCCAAAUCAUUAUUUAUUUAUUUGUUUAUUAAUUUAUUUAUUUGUUAUAUCAGGGGUUGAUCCGUCAGGUAACGUUUUAUUCAUGGUCCAGUGUGAAUGAAUAACUAACUAUUGUGUUUCAUUGUUUUUGCAGCACUUUUAACAGAUGUCUUGAAAUCACAGAAAUACUCUGAUUUGACAGUGAAUCUAUUUGGUGAGUUGCUUCCUUUACAUUGACAAAAACUGUUCAGUUUACAGCUGCAAUGUAUGUUCUGCCUCAUGUGACCGUCAUUGUUGAAAAUUCCAGUGGAGCUUUCAAGGUUACGUUUUGGUUUUGAAACUUCAUUUUAAGAUUUUAAGAUUUUUAAGAUAAGAAUUUUACCUGCAUCUGUAUGAAACCAAGUGUGCCCAAUAUUGUGAGUCUAGCAUAAAUGAUAGAGAGACUUGGGCUACUUUUGAAGGCACUGGACAAAAUUUGAAUUCCUGCAUUUACACCGUUGGUGUUCCUUUCAAACAGAACCACUUGAAGUGUACAAAAAAUUUAGAGGCCCAGAGCCUGUUCAAAGUUCCAUGAGAACCAAGGCAAAAUAUUAAACAAUCCCAUGUGAAUGAAGUGUCUGGUCAAAUUUUUCAGGUGCUCGAACAAUAUUUGUUUGUUGCUCUGUGAACUUAGCCGAAAAGCUUUAAUCUACAAAAUUCAGGGUUCAUAACAAAAUCCUUUAAAUAUACUUUCAAGUAAAAUUAAGAUCUUCUUGUUACCUAAAUAAAGACACCAGUAAAUCACCAUGGGCCACAAGGCACUGUUAGAGUACAGCCCUGAUUGGUGCUUUAACAGUAAAUAUUUCAAAUUGCAGGAACUUUGGCAGAGAACAAUCGGCUACGUUUAGCCAACAACGUUGUGUCUGCCUUUGGCAAACUUAUGAGCGCUGCCAGAGGGGAAGUGUUGUGUUCUGUAACAACUGCUAAGGUUUGUUCUUAUUCACUAGUACCUAAUAUGUGUAAGACCAGCGUGCAAAGAAAGUCAUGUCCAAUAGCCUGGAGCUAGUGGAUUUGCAAUCGGACUAGUGAAUUCUGACUUCUCAACUUGCUCGAAGGGCAAGUGAAGUAUUUUGGGAAAUUCAAAUUACAGAAGAACUGUAAUCAAUGCUGCUCAUCAAAAUCUUUUGGAGGCUACUUAAAAGACUCUUGGGCUAGUACAUACUAGCAACAACUUGCCCGUCGGAAUGGCAAGUGGUAAAACCGACACUCUUUGCACCCUGAAGUCCUUUUUUUGUGACAGAUUUUAUGGUUUUGUCUCUUUUAGGAUUCCGUCAUUAAAUAUAAGUGUAACUGAAAAAUGCAAUCUAAAAUGCAUGCAUGGUGUGGCUUUUACUAAAAAAAAAAAGAAUGAGAGAAAAUAUUGAUGUUAGGGAAAUGCUAGCAUGUGUAGCAGUUGUUUCUGUUUCCUUUUAGCCGAGCUAGACAAUGUAAAAAAAGUGAGCACACAUUUAGGUAUUGGGUGAAAAGGAAAAAAAUUGUGUCUUUUGUAAUUUGUCCUGCUCCACCAAAAGGAAGUGGCUGAAACAACUGCCACUGUACACUUGCUAGGGAAAAUCCACAGCCAGAUGAAAAACAGUUAGAAGACGACGAGAAACUCAAGAUUUUUUUUCGUAAGAGAUGAAACCCCAAGUCUUUUAACAUCAUUUUCAUAUCCUAGUGAUAUAGUGUUGGUGCCCCUGUCCAGCCUAUAACAGGGAGGUUAAGAAAUCACAGUGUCAAAAAAUGCCAUUGGAAAGAGGAUCUCUUAAUUAAUAGUUCUAUCGAGGCUGUAAAUUUUCGCAAACGUGAUCACUGAUGAUGGGAUCUGAAUGGGUCCGAAACCUCUGCUACACUUUCAACAAAUUGUUGGUGAUGACGAAUAUUUUUUCUGUAAUAAUUCUUUAGUUGUUUAAUAAAUUAUUGUAAACUUGAGUGACCAAGGUGUCCCUUUGUUAAAAAAAAAAUAUAGGAAUGUUGUUGCUGAGCUUACAUUUGCAUGCUUUAUUAUUAUAUGUUUUUCGUAUUAGGAGCUGGAUGCAUCACAAAUGAAAGAGCUUCAGGCAGCAUUGAAAGGUUUUACACAAAAGAAUGAAACCCUCAAGCUUGAAACCAAGGUCAGAUUACAUGAAUUCUGGUCACAUUUGCAUGUAUGCUACAUGUAGUACAGGUGAACUUUGUUGUGGCAAAGUGCCAAGGGAGUGUUUUAAUCCCAAUAAAAGGCUCUGUUAGCUGGCCUUCUUUUAAGCACAAUGUUCUUAAAACACACAUUGUUUUUCAUCUUGUUUUGCUUCAAUGUUGCGAAACAAGUUGCAGUACGUUCUGCUGUCCAUUUUAUUGUACCUUUAUAAGCUACAUGUAAAUUAUAAAGCAAUAGUAUUCGAUCUGGUUUUAGUAAAGCACUUCUUUUGUGUUUUUCAGGUUGAUCCCACAGUUAUUGGAGGGAUGAUUAUUGAAAUUGGUGACAAACACAUUGACAUGUCUAUGGCAACAAAGAUAAAAAAUAUUACUAAUGCUCUGCGAGCCAGUGUGUAA
Messenger RNA from Porites evermanni, 4469 nucleotides. The record is from the annotation of a GenBank genome assembly. NCBI's taxonomy places the organism in Eukaryota, Metazoa, Cnidaria, Anthozoa, Scleractinia, Poritidae.